AUGAAGCAGUAUACGGCGAAGAGCGUGGCGUCGCUGAGGCCCAGGUCGGGCUCGAUGCGGGGUAGCGGCACGUCGGGCGCGAGUUCUCGCGGCGAGGCAGCGCUCAUGGCGGGCGCGGCGCGAGGCCGCGGGCGCGGCGCGUGCGGGGCGAUCGUGGCGGCCGGCGCGGCCGGCUCAGCGCAUCCCAGCUGCGUGCGGCCGCGAGCUCGCCGCGCGCCACCAGCCUGCCGCGGCCCGCGACCCGCGCCGUACCACGCCGCAGCUAUCGAUCGUAGCGACGCGCCUGCGCGCCGCUCACACGUCCACCAUAAGGAACGCCAGGUACACCACGAGGAAGAACCAAGGACAAAAUAG
Parnassius apollo (apollo) is the source of this 354-nucleotide messenger RNA. Lineage: Eukaryota; Metazoa; Arthropoda; Insecta; Lepidoptera; Papilionidae. The record is from the annotation of a GenBank genome assembly.